AUGAAGUAUAAAUUAUUGGUAAUUCUAGCUCAUUUGCUUACCAGUAUCAAAGCUACCCAAGAAGUAUUUGAUUUAUCAGACCUCCCACCCGACUCAUGUCCCAUUGAUUCACCAAUCUCAUGCUCAAGAAAUUCCCAGGAAUUGGACAAUAUUAAUAGUUGCUGUUAUGAAUCUCCUGCAGGAGUUAUUUUAUUAACUCAGUUUUGGGACUAUAAUCCAGCAACUGGACCAGAGAAUUUGUUUACUCAACAUGGAUUAUGGGGUAACAUGUGCUCGUAUGGAUAUCCGCAAUUUUGUGAUCCCUCCUUAGAAAUUAACCCCAAUGGUGACGUUAUACGAUCAAUUAUAGUUGACCAGUUUGGUGAUGAAGAAUUAUACAAUAACAUGAGUUAUUCUUGGAAAGAUUACCAUGGCAAGGAUAGUUCUUUUUGGGCUCAUGAAUAUAAUAAACAUGGUACAUGUUUCAGUACAAUUAAACCUUCAUGUUACUUAUCCAACACUCCUAAAAACCGGAAUUUAUAUGAUUUUUUCAAAAUUGCCAUUGGAUUGUUUAACAAGUUGCCUACUUAUGAUUGGUUGGCCGAGGCUGGAAUUGUGCCAUCCAAUUCGAAAACUUAUAGCUUGUCAGAGAUUCAAUCAGCUUUAAAUGAUAAAUUUGGAGCAAAUGUAUUUAUAAAAUGUGAUUAUAAUCAUGCAAUCAAUGAGAUUUGGUAUUAUCAUCAUGUCAAGGGAUCUUUAUUGCAACAGAAUUUCCUCCCUAUUGAUUCAGUGGCUUAUACUAAUUGUCCAUCAACUGGAAUUAAGUACCCACCAAAGGGCAAAGUAGCCCAUCCAACAUUAACUACAAAAACAGCAACAGGUACUUCUACCAGCAUACACAACCCAACAGGGGUUCCUGCAAGAUCUUAUGUUCAUUUGUCAGGGAAAUCGGGGUGUCUUAUCAGCAACGGUAAAUGGUACACUUCAGGAACUUGCGCCACUUACCAUUUCAAACAAACAACAGAAGAGUCAAAUAUUGAAAUUAGAUCCUCUAAAGGAAUUUGUGGCAUCAAUGGCAAUAAGGAAUUUACUUGUAGUCGUGCCGUCAGUGGUGGCGCAGAUUUCCAAAUCAAGGAUGGGAAGAUCGGAUAUCAAGACACAUUUGAUUGGUGUUUUGGAAGUACUACUGGAUCGGGCUCAACUGCUCAAACCAGUGUGAAAUUGGCAGACGGUUCUUGUGAUCCUUUCCAAUUGUUAAUUUAG
Molecule: messenger RNA, 1242 nt
Organism: Candida dubliniensis CD36
Lineage: Eukaryota; Fungi; Ascomycota; Pichiomycetes; Serinales; Debaryomycetaceae
Exons: 1
Coding region: 1-1242 (413 amino acids)
Biological process (GO): RNA catabolic process
Cellular component (GO): extracellular region
Molecular function (GO): ribonuclease T2 activity; RNA binding
Source: RefSeq, a predicted model, not a curated record